Messenger RNA from Bactrocera oleae (olive fruit fly), 8833 nucleotides. The record is from RefSeq and is a predicted model, not a curated record. NCBI's taxonomy places the organism in Eukaryota, Metazoa, Arthropoda, Insecta, Diptera, Tephritidae.
GUAAAUUAUUCAGUUGGUUAAGUUAAGUUCAUAAAUAAAUAAAAAAAUAAGUAUACAUUUUUUCUUUAAAGAUAUUCAAUGUAUUAAAACUCCUCUCUUGAUCAGUUUUCCGAAUUUGACAUUUCUACCUAGUAGGAUAGUAUUCGAUAAUUCCUUUAUACACGACGACUCAUUGUCUGCGGUAGGUAGACAAUAUUCUCUCGUAGAGUACAAUUUAGUACUCUAUUGUCGAAUGGCAGCUGAAUUUACAAAAGUUUCUCGCUUUUAAUUAGAUACUGUGUAUUAAAAACUUAAGUUAUUUGAACAACAACAAAUAACGUUUACUGCGGCUAAACAGAAACUAUAAUACUAACUACAAUAAAUAUGAAAAGGUAAUCGUCCAACGAUUUUUAUCCAACGGAAAACGUGUCGUUAUUUAUUUAUAGCAACGUUGUUUGAUAUAAACCAUAAAUAGAAGAUUCGCUAUAUGUUAUAGUUAUCCGAUCUGAACAUUUUCUUUACAGAUUAUAUUCUUUUGAUAACAAUCCGUGUUAAAAUUCUAUAAGAUACCUUGCUAAAUGAAAAAAUUUUCUAAAAACGAACCUGUUCUUAUCGGUUUGCUUGUAUGACAGCUAUUUGCUAUAGUGCUUCGAUAAAGGUGAUUCCGACAAAUAAACAGCUUCUUGGACAGAAAACGAGUAUAAAAUUUCAGAUCAAUAUUUCAAGCACUGAUGGACUAGUUCGUGUACAUAUAAGCAGACAGACGGAAAUGGCUAAAUCAAGUCAGCUCGGCCCGCUGAUCAUUUAUAUAUACACUUUAUUAGACCCAAUAAAGUAUAUAUACUUGUAUAACAUAAAUGAUCAGCGUGACGUUUCUUUCUGAAGACUCAAAACAGUUAGUAGAAUGUUUGAACACUGUAACACAUUGUAAUUUAAUUGCAAAAUAAUAAGAUACUAAUUGUAAAACUAUUGCUUAUUUUCAUGGAUUGAUGGAAUUCUAAAUAGUGUUAUAUUGAAAGUAGACGUGGAUGUACUGCAUUGCUCUGCUCAAAUUUGAGGACAUCCUCCACCUCAGAAAUUGAAUACAACGUUAACAGAGAAGUUCAGUUAAUGCUGUAGCUUAUCACAAAUAAUUAGAUACCACAUUGCUGAUCAGUUCAGAACACAGUCAUAUCACUCCAUUACUAAUGGAUCUACCGAAUAUUACUGUAGUAGUGCUCUACUUGCUUAUUAAUGUAAUUUUCGGACUCGAAUACUAUAAUAUCAUUAUGAUAGAUAAACCCGGGAAGAUCUUAACAUAGUCGUCUUCUUACAGACUCCUGCCCUGCCUUUCCAAAAAAAAAACUUACUAUUAAAGAUGUAUCAUUUCCUCUAUGCAAAUAAUAUAAUACCAAUGCACCAUUUCGGGUUUUCUGCAAAUAUGGCACUGUAGAGCAAGUAAAUAUAAAUACUAACGAAAUCAGAAUAUCAUUCAUUCACAGAGAGUACUGUCAUGACUUACGUCAAAAAACCGAUUUGGAUGUAUGAUAUUCAACGGGUAGGUUGGUUGCACAACAUUGAUAUAACACAGAAGUUCCAGUCAAAAGCUCAUAGAGCAAUAUCGGGUUAUCCAUGGUACAUUCGAAAUAAAAAUAUUCGCAAAGUUCUUUGUAUUCCUAUGAUAAAGAAUGAAAUAAAGGACAGUAGAAAGAUUUAUUCAUCUAAACUCCGAGAUCAUCCAAAUCCUUGCUACAAUCCUGCAAUCAUGGCCGUAGAUUAAAUCCCAUAUCUCAGCAACUUCAAACAUCACUGUAGGUGUGGGAAUGAAACCUUGCACCAAUAUUGUAAGGGAUGGCACCUUACUUCUAAAAAUGGUCGGAGUCAGUCUAUACCUUAGAUCGAACUUUAGUACUUUAAUGUCUAUGACUGACUUUAUACCGAAAAUAUAGGUUGGCUUGUAGGAUAUCUUAACAGAACUAGGGGAGCAUCUUUUAUUGAUAAAAAUAUGGUUUUGUGAUAAAAAUCUAUUAAAUCCCUGCAGCACUUUCCUAGUCAGUAUUUGCCUAAUAUAACUAUUUCCGAAAUCCGAUUUACCUUAGACCAUUUCUAUCGAUCGAUUCAGAAUUUUAUUCGAUGAGUUUGCACAGAGCAAUAACCGUUGCUCUAACCGUUGUUUAUAACACCUAAUACUUAGAGAAAUAUAAAAAAUUUUAUAUAUCAAAAUGAUCAGAUUGACGAAUUGUAUUUCGGAUGUCUGUCUGUCCGUCCGCCAGUGCCAGCGAUAACUUUAGUAAAAAUUGCGAUAUCUCGAUGAAUGCGACGUGUUCCUUGGCACUUUGAAGUAUGGUAUUGCAGAUGGACAAAAAAUCGGGCCAUUGCUACAUCAACAAAGUGCCGUUAAGUAAAAAUUAAAAAGUGCUAUAAUUAAGCCAUAAAUUUUUAACGCAAGUACAGACGAUCACAGAAGAGAGGGCCAGCUCUUGUCAAAAAAGUGGGCGUGGCAAUUGUUACGUUGAAAACUACUAAAAAAGUGAUAACUCACAAGAACUGUAUGAGCUUUAAAUUUUAUAGUAUAAAUUUGUUAAAUAUCUUAACGAAAUGAAAUUCUUUUCUAAAUAUCGUAUGAGCUGGUGCAAAAAAUCAACGGUGGUAUAUAAUCGGAAUUUUGGGGUUGGCAAAGAAAAAAGUGUACUUAAUUUUAUUAUAUCUCUUGAUAAGCGCUUGAUUUAUAUAUAAAUUGAAAUAAUAUGCAGGAAUUUAAAAUUGUUUUGUUUGGGAAGUACGCAUAAUUGUAGUCGAUUUGGUAAUAAUUGGGUGAGGGGUUGUUGAAAUAUGUUAUUUGAAUGUAACUCUCAUCAACUAAGUCUAAAUACGAAUUUGGUUUAACAUGGUGUGGCGUUCCUGGCUCUAAUAAAAAGUAACUUCCCAAAAGUUUAACGUUGAGCAAACACGAGCCAAAGCUAAACUACACAAAAACGUAUCAUACUUUGAACUCAUGCAGAAAGAAUGUUUAUACUCUGAACAGGCUAUUUGCCAUAAAGUUUGUAACACCCAGAAAGAAAGGUCGUAGACGCUAUAAAGUAGUAUAGUUAUGUAAACUAAAAGACUUCGAGCACGCGUUGCUGUGGCUACGGUAUCUAUUAAAUGUAUUAUUAUAAACUAUUCAAUAUAGAAAAUACUUAUUACUUACGACAAAAACGUUAUAAGCGGUAUAAAAAUACACGGAAUUCAAAUUUGAAAAUUACUUAAAAUUCGAAAAUGUUCGACAAACAUUUUCUUUGAGUUGCUAUUAAGCAAAAGUCAACAAAAGAUGUUGAAUUUUAUUAAAAUACAAUUUGAAAAUUUACGUUUUAAUUUUCAUCACCAACAAAAGUGAUUGAUUUUAAAUUUAUGAGAUUGCCUGACAAAAUCUAUUUUAUCUUGAAAUUAAUUUCGUCAACAUCUACAUUUGUGGCAGUGUGUGGAAAAUGUCUGGCAAUUUAAUGCACUGUGUAUUUGGUUGCAGUGCUAUUCUAUCAUUCCUAAUAUCUAGCAAUUGUUCGGAAUAUAUUUGUGCUGAUGAAUCAAUUUGCAAUUGUACUCGAUUAUUUAUGGAUGAUGGAAACAUUUCAACAUUUCACCAUUUCAUCAUAAGAACGAUUGCUUAAACAUUCGUUAAUCUCAUUGGCAUAAGAAAUGCGAAAGGUAACCGAUCAGUCGAAAAUCACCAGAUAGUUGAUAGUUAUGGUCGAACUUUUUCUCAACACUGCCUGGCGAUACAUCUGCCAAAAAAAUCGCCUUGUUCAGUAACAACAAUCAGUAUAUGGUAAACAAAAAUUACUGUACUCUGGCAGAGCCUGAUGAUUCUUACAUGAAUUUCGAUUUUAAAAAAUAAAAUUUUUUUAUGUAUGAAUUGUUUUGACUUUGAACAUUAAAAAUUUCUUUUAUAUAUAUGUAUAGAUUGCAAAAGCGGCGGUGGUUUUGCAAAAAAGGUCUCCGUUAGGACCUUCUGCAGGAAUAAACGAAUAACUGUACACAUUUUUACGUCUUUUCGUGCUGUUGUUUGGACGUUCUUCAAGUACCAAACGAAAUAGGGUUUCAUUUUUAUAUUUAAGAAGAAGAAGGUGAACAGCAUAUCGCGAGUCUAUAUAUACGCAUACUAUUCCCUCAGUUUUUGAGAUGUCUAUCUGAAUAUCGGACCGCUAUAGCAUAUUGCUGACAUACAUACAAAGUAAAGGAUCAAAGUCAUCCCCUUGUAUGGAAAACUGUUUUUAGCUGCUAUAUAAACUGACUGAUCAAAAUCAUGCUAUUGAAUGGAAAACUUUUUUUAUUUAACGAGGUAUCUUCACGAAAUUUAAGGCAACGGUACAAUCUCCGAAGAAACUGUUCAGCUCGGACCACUGUAGCGUAUAGCUGCUAUACAAACUGAUCGAUCAAAAUCAACUUUGAAAUGGAAUGUUUUGUAGUUGUAAAGGGUAUUAUAGCUUUGGUACUGCCGUUAACGUUUUUUCUUGUUUUUACGUAUUGUUUGUAUAGUUUCGUAUAUUCAUAAAUAUACACAUACAUAAGAGCUACUGUUAAUGCUGCCAUGAUUGCAAUAUUUGUAUUUGCGCUUAAAAUAAAUCAAAAUGUUUUAAAAGUUCUUAACUAUUAGCUAUUUUAGUACAGCGCUGUCUCUUUACUACUCAAUAUUCUGGAGUAGAACGCAAUUCAGGCUUUGCGUUGAGCGCUAUGGCUGGCUUUACUACCACGGUCAGUGUUUAGCAGCAACUCUCUCUCUGUUAGUUGUACCACACAACUUAGCUCACGUGAGACGAACUCUACUCCAUUCGUGGGAGCUAAUAUCAAACGAAAGCAAAACACAGGCUAACUGCCAACAACCAAAAACGUUAAUGCAGUAGGUUUUGUGGAGCGAAAUAACGUGGCUAGUAGAACGCGCGUGCGUUAUUUUGACGAUAACGUUGUUUUCAUCUGACUUUACACUUUUUGUUCAAGUUGGAAUUGCGUUCUUUUCUUUUUUGAUUUGAAUCAAAUUUUAUAUAAAAUAUGUAGUGAAUUUAGUUCAACGGAUGUAGCUGUUAAAACUCAAAAUUUAUUUUUUAACAUUAGUACGAAUAGUUAUAAUUUUGUGUUAAUGAGAGCUCCCCGGAAUGGCUUAUCACAGCUCGAAUGGAGGUGCUAUUGGUGGUAAUAGCACAGCUGGCGGCAGUUUACGUGGUAUUGCUGGUGAAAUGGGCUCCAGUGAAUAUUCCGGCGAUGAACGAGACUCUCGAAGCGGCGAAGAUCAUCACGAGAGUGAUUUGAACAAUAAGCCAAUAUAUCUUCUCGAACAUUUAGCUACCUUUACGGUAAACAAGGAAUCCGGCAUUGUCCAUCCCGCAGACGGCAUGCGACGGCUGUUACAGUUGGAAAAAACUACGGGUAUAUGGUCCCAGAAAAUGCAAUUAUGUUUGGAUUACCAAUGGGUGCUCAUAAUGGAUUAUGAAACCGGAAAUAUCAUAGAAAGAUUUCCAGCAUCUCUUAUACAGGAGCCAACAGCAUUUACAUCUACUGAUGCCAUGGAGUUAUAUAAUAAUAUAUUAGUAUUUAUCGUGUCCGGCGGCAGUGGCUCACGCUCAGAAAUGCAUAUAUUUCAGUCACAAAGUGUAUCCGCCGUGCAUUUGGUUGAAGACUUAAAGAGCAUAAGGAAUGGCAAAAUGGUGACACAACAGCGUGACGGCUUAAUGCAUCAACAACAAUCGCCAUCAAGUCAAGUAAGCCAAAAAAUCGGUCCUACUGGUUUAGUUAAGUCAUUACCAGCCUCCUCUAAUCAGCAUAGCCGCAGUGAGCAACAAAUUCAUCAUCUUCACAAUGGUGGUGCUAUUACGCCAUCACGCACUAGUAUAGACCAAUAUGGUUUACACAUCCGCAGUCCCAUGCUAGAAAGUAGUCAUACAGUUGCUGUUGCUGGUAGCGGUAAUGGAAAUGGGGAAACAGAUUCCGAACAAGGGGGAUUAAAUGACGAAACUAGUUCUACGUCUAGUGAUAAAUAUGAACGUGAUGUAGCUGUGUUAAAUCAUUGCUUCGAUGACAUAGAAAAGUUCAUAGCACGUCUGCAACAUGCAGCUGCAGCAUCACGCGAACUGGAGCGUCGACGCCGAAUCCGAAAAACAAAAAAGAAAGAUCCCGGCGAGGGUUUAUUAAUGUUGCGUACUCGACCGCCUCAUGAAAAAGAGUUUAUCGACAUUUUCGCCAAAUUUAAACUUUCAUUUAACUUGCUGGCCAAGCUGAAAGCACAUAUACAUGAUCCGAAUGCUCCUGAACUAGUUCACUUCUUAUUUACACCGCUGGCACUAAUUGUCGAGGCCUCCAGUGACACUUAUUAUGAGUCCCAAUUGCCAGCACGUGUGAUCAAUCCAUUACUUACACGUGAAGCCAUAAAUCUGUUAAUCAACUGCGUUACGAGCAAAGAAACUGAGCUAUGGCGCUCUCUUGGUGACGCUUGGAUUAUACCUCGCGAUCAGUGGAAAAAUGAUGUGGGAUCAUACCAUCCUGUAUUCAUGGAUGGAUGGUCCCCAGACUACUUGGUAAUCGAUGAACUGGAAACCCUUAGUAUACCAACAAACCUUAGCAAGCGUCGCUUAGAUGUUAAAUCACAUUUGCAUGCCGAUCAUACCAGCCACAGCGGCCCGAACUGUCGCCUAGUUAGCAGUAAUAGUAAUUACAGCAAUACCGCUUUACACAUAGGCCAAGCCGAAGAAUACGAAACAAGUAUGCCAAUUGAGAAAUAUUCUGGUCAUUAUGAGCGCGGUGGUGAAAGACUUCUGGCCACAGAUGGCAUAAGUGGCGCUGCGAACAGUGGGCCUGGUGAUUUUAGCAUACACAGUGAAAUUUCAAUUGAUUCAAUUGAAGGUAGCGGAGGGGCAUUGCACGGUUUGCAAAUUAAUAAUAACACUGCAGCUGGUAUUCAAGAAAUAUCAACAGGAAUGCAACAAUUACAUGCACGUGACCCUAAAAAUACCACAGGCGGGCGCAAUAAUAACUCAGUUUCCGAAUUCUCUGGUCGUGAUAACAGCACCAACGACGAACAAAUAUUGGCAGCGUGGCUAGAUGACUUACAAACAGCUCAUGCUAAAAUUGUCCUAGUCACAUAUCCCCGUACAGCCAACAAUGAUAAAGAGCUAAGUGUGGUUCGUGGUGAAUAUUUGGAGAUUUUGGAUGAUACGCGAAAAUGGUGGAAGGCUCGUAACAUACGAGGUCAAGUGGCUCAUGUUCCACACACAAUUGUCACUCUAUAUAACUACGCCGACGAGUCUGCGAGCAAUCAGUUCUAUGGGCAACAACAAGCACCGUCACAUCUGCAAGGAAACAAUAGUUAUGCUCACCCGAGGAACGCGAUAAAUACAAAUCUCAGUGAUAAUAUCGAGACUCACCGGUCACAUGACACUACCAACUGGAUUCGAAAUAAGCAUCUGGCACAAUAUACCGUAUAAAAUACGUACAACUAGCAUCAACUUAAUAACCAUUUAUAUUGCAAUCAAAAAUAAUAGUUUGAACUCUAUAUUGGCAUGGCUGCAUGUAAACUUUUUUCUGCUGCUUCCGCUUGCACCAGCUUUUAACUUCAAAAAAAUUCACCAAAAUUUGUCAACACAAUCCGUAGUUUUCAUUAUACCCUGAUCAGGGUAUAUAAAGUUUGCCACCAUGUUUGUAACAUCCAAUAGGAAAAGUCAGAGACCCUGUAAAGUAUAUAUGAUCAAAAUGGGUCUCAUCAGACAUAAACAGGAAAUUUAUCGAGUUAUUGUCUUCUUCGGGAAUUUCAAUCAUUUUUUGGCAAAAUCCAGCCGAAUAGCCAAAUCUAGAAUGUUAAGCCGGCGUGUUAUUUGAACUUUAUACGGAAACAGGUUUCAUGAAUUAUCCAUUGUAAUAACCGUCUGCUAACUACCAGUUGCGUCGAUAAGUUGCGAGUCGAAACUCUUGGAUUUGCCUGAAUUGGCAAUGCAACAGCCGUGAUUGUUUCUUGAACACAAACAUAGCAUACGGAUCUCGAUGGUACGGUCUUCUUGCGCUACUUCCAGAUUCGGCAAACAUGUUUACCAACCUCAAAAUGGUUCAUCUACUCGUGGGAAUGCCGCCGAAAUCCCGUCUGAAUUCCCUUUGGACGGAAAUUACGGUAUUCUAAGCAUUAAUUUUAAAAUAAUAUAUAAUAUAAUAUUAAUCUGCCAAAAAAAAAGUAAUUAGAUCACUCACACAGAAAAAAAGUUAUUACGGUUUGUUUUUGUAGCCCGAUUCGUGAGCCACCCUGUAUAUAAACGAUUGUAACGAGCUGAGUUGAGUGCUCGUAUGGAAAGCUUUUUAAUUUAACAAGAUAUCUUCACGAAAUUUGGCAUAGAUAAUUAUUUAAGGCAAUAGUGCAAUAUCCGAAGAAAUUGUAUAGAUCGGAUGACUAUAGCAUAUAGCUGCUAUAUAAACUGACCGAUCAAAAUCAUGCUAUUGAAUGGAAAACUUUUUUAUUUAACGAGAUACCUCCACGAAAUUUGGCAUGGGUUAUUGUUCAAGACAACGGUGCAAUCUCCGUAAAAAUUGUGCAGAUUGAGUAGUUAUUGCUCAUAGCUGCCAUACAAACGGACCCUUCAAAGUUAUUGUAAGAAAUCUUUGGUAUUUAUAAAGGGUAUUAUAACUUCGAUGCAACCGAUGUUAACGUUGUUUCUUACAAAUAAUAAUAACCCAACGAUUACCCUCUUCUCGCCCUACGACGCGAGGGACACAAUCCAUAUACAUGCGAAAUUAGCUACUCAUGAAUGGCAAGAGAGUUUUUUAAGCGUCGAUAUCUAAAAUUUCUCAGCUAGAGAAACAUAAAUUUCAACAGCUAAUUUUUAAAAUUACGUUAUAAUAAAUUGUUAAGCCUUUAUUUAUCAAG